Messenger RNA from Alosa sapidissima (American shad), 3292 nucleotides. RefSeq names its product caldesmon 1b (gene cald1b). Lineage: Eukaryota; Metazoa; Chordata; Actinopteri; Clupeiformes; Clupeidae. Gene Ontology annotation, biological process: muscle contraction. The coding region runs from base 239 to 2533 and encodes 764 amino acids. The transcript is spliced from 16 exons. Gene Ontology annotation, molecular function: calmodulin binding; myosin binding; actin binding. The record is from RefSeq and is a predicted model, not a curated record.
AACACGCUCUCGAGACCGGAGGAGUUGAGUAUUCUCUGCUCGAGCUCAAAUGGUGGCACGUGGAAUUAAUAAACAAUAGAGUAAUUAAUGUUAUAUGAUGGGAGUGGCCAAAAAGGUCCCUCAGCUUUAUAUUGAGGUCCUCAAAUCUCGUUUAUUUUCAGUCAGUCGAAGGAAUCGAAGCCCAACGAAGAUUUAUUUACGCGACUCGAAAGGUCACAGGAAGCUGUUGUGAGGCAUCAUGGAAGAGGAUCUUGACCUGGAGCGCCGCCGAGAGCUCAGGAGGCAGCGCAGGGAGGAGAUGCGUCUGGAGUCAGAGAAGUCAGGCCAGGCCAAUGAGGAGGAUGAGGCAGCACGAGAGCAAAGGAGACAGGCCCGUAUGGAGAGACUACGCAACAGAGACAACGAGGAGUCCAGCAGCAUGCCUGACAAAGGGACCGACAUCCUGUCCUCCUCCAUCAUGUCCAUCCCGCCCGGGGGCAGCGAGGACGACCAGGCACUUCUGGAGCGCAUCGCCAAGCGCGAGGAGCGGCGUCUGCGGCGCAUGAGGGACGCCAUGGAGAGGCAGAAGUCGCUGGACGCCGCCACUGCUGACAGCAUCACCACUGCCACCGGCGGCGAGCGGAGGUCGUCCGGCCAGCAGAGCACAGAGGCCGAGCCGACCCAGAACGAGGCCUCGAGCCACGACACCAGCUCCAGCAGGGAGACGGAGGAGAAGACAGAAGAGGAGAAAACAACCAUGGAAGAAACGAAGGCGGCAGAGGACACAGUAACAGCUCCAGAAGUGAAUGAGAGCAAACCUGAGAGAGGAGCAGAGACCAGCGAGGAGAAGCCACGAGCAGAGUGGACAGAGCAGACUUCAGGAAAGGAAAAUGAGGAAAAGGCUGACAAAGAGGUAGGAAGCGCAACGUUAGACAAAACAGAAGUCCACGAUGACUCCUCAAAGACAGAAGAAGAAUCUGUGGCGCCAGCAGUAGAAGCUGUGGUGGAGGACACAGCAACGCCUGAAGAACCAGCCGAGGUGAACAAGGAGGAAAUCAAGCCUGCUGUGGAGAUUGUAGUGGAAACACCAUCGACUCCAGUGAGCGUAGACGUACAAGAAAAGCCCAAGGCAGAGGUUGAGGAAAAACCCAAAACAACCCAAAAGGAGCCCGAGAAAAAGUCGGAAAAAUUGGAGGAGAAACCUCAACUGGUCAAGAAAGAGCCAGAGGAGAAACCUCAACUGGUCAAGAAAGAGCCAGAGAAGAAACCUCAACUGGUCAAGAAAGAGCCAGAGGAGAAAGCAGAAAAGGUGGAGGACAAAGUGCCCAAAUGGAAGAAAGAGGAAGAGAAGAAACGUGUGAAGACUGAAGCCCCAGUGCCCAAAUGGAAACAAGAGGCUGAAGAGAAGCAGAAAGCUAAGAAAGAGGUCGAGGAGAAACAGUUCCCUCCGAAGAAAGUGGAGGAGAAAGAAGUGCCACUCAAGAAAGUAGAAGAGAAAGCAGUGGUCCCGAAGAAGGAGGCCGAGGAGAAACCCAAAUGGAAGAGGGAGGUGGAGGAAAAGACAUCUCAACUUAAGAAAGAGGAGACUGUCGAGGAAAAGCGAAAGCCAGCCUUCCUGCAGUGUGUGAAUCAGAACCUCAAACAACAAAAUGGAGGUCUUCCUGACCCCACAAAGCUGAAGAAACCAGAGAAAAUGCCAAGCCGUGGUGUGGGGACCAAAGAGGCAGCGACUAAGGAGGAGCUGGAGGCUGAGCGCAAGCUACUGGAGCUGAAGAAGAAGCGCAGCGAGCAGGAGAGCCAGGAGUUCCAGAGGAUCAAGGCCAAGGCCACCGGGGCGGAGGCGGAGCUGGAGGAGCUGAAGAGGAAGAGGGAGGAGAGGAAGAGGAUGCAGGAGGAGGAGGAGAGACAGAGGAAGCAGGAGCUGGCUGACAAGAAGGCCAAAGAGGAGGAGGAGAAGAGGAGGCUGAAGGAGGAGAUUGAGAAGAGGAGAGCAGAGGCGGCAGAGAAACGGCAGAAAGGGGAGGCACCAGAAGCGGAGGCAAAGAUGCCCUUCAAGUGUGUUGGCACCAAGGGCCCUGCCUCAAAGAUUGGGGUGAAAGCUGAAUUUUUGAACAAGUCUGCACAGAAGAGCAGUUCUGUGAGGCCGACUCAUAAUGUCUCACCCAUUGUGACCAAGAUAGGCAACAGAAUGGAGCAGUUCACGUCCGCAGCUCAGGGCAGCAAAGAGCCACGGUCUCCAAAGUCCCCCCUGGUGGACGCUCCAGGAGAGGCAGGCGUGCGGAAUAUCAAGAGCAUGUGGGAGAAGAGCAAUGCGCAGAGCUCCCCAACAAGCCCCCUGCCAGUCCAGCAGAACGCAGUGAGCAAGGAAACAUCUGGGAUGAAGACAGGUGUGACGGGUCAGCUCAACAGCUGGAAGACCAAAGCCCCAGAGCCUGAGAAGGCAGCGCCAGCAAAACCUGCUCAGGAUCCCAAACGAGCUGACGUCACCAAACCACGUAGUCUGUGGGAAAACAAGAGCUCCACCCCAGGCCGAGUGGCCUUUGGAAAGAAAUAAGUCCUGAGUGGUAAUAAGUCCUGAGUGGUCAGAGAACACAAGACAGACUUCAAGGGCAGACAAUCAACAGAAAUAUCAUCACUACAGUCGCCAGACAGCAGACAGCAGAUGAGAAGCACUAACAGGACUUUACUAUCCACAAUUCAUGGAAAACUGAUUACAACCAAACGAGAGGAAAAUUUAGGAUAUUUGGAUUUACAGCCACAUAACACAAUAUAGUGCCAGCGAACAGUAUGUUACCUAUUGAAGAUGUCUGGUUUAUUUUUCAACCAUUUUGCUUCUGAUGCAUAUCAGUCUCUGAUUCCAUUUAUUGGCUCUUAACUGUCUGGUGCAGAUGAUCAUGGGCCUCUAAACCGCUGGCAGAGCUGCUCACUGAAUGUCUUAUCUGUCUUGCGAUGAUCUGCCACAGCUCAAUGCUUCAUUUCAUACAACCAAUCAAUAACUCCUACAGAAUGACAGCUCGACACCACAUUGUAAUUGGCACUGGAUAAUUAACUUGACGCUUUGAAAAUAAGUGACUUUGUAGUUUCUCAGUGUUGAGCUCUCAUAGCAUGCUUAGCGCUAGUUUCAUUAUGCCACUGCAUGCAGAAUAAGUGCUGGCUGCCACUGCAUCAAUAAAGACUGUUGCAGUACAACAAGCCCAUUGCGUUCACAGUGCUUAUAAAUGUAUCUCACUCACAGAUAUAUGUACGACAAGCUUACCACAGUUAUAUGCAACUAGGAAGAACACUUUGGCAGAAACAGACAACCUGAUUAGAG